Messenger RNA from Penicillium odoratum, 855 nucleotides. Its product is annotated as protein-S-isoprenylcysteine carboxyl O-methyltransferase. Gene Ontology annotation, biological process: C-terminal protein methylation. The record is from RefSeq and is a predicted model, not a curated record. Gene Ontology annotation, cellular component: endoplasmic reticulum; membrane. Lineage: Eukaryota; Fungi; Ascomycota; Eurotiomycetes; Eurotiales; Aspergillaceae. The transcript has a single exon. Bases 1 to 855 code for a protein of 284 amino acids. Gene Ontology annotation, molecular function: protein C-terminal S-isoprenylcysteine carboxyl O-methyltransferase activity.
AUGGCUUCGAUCAUCGACUCCAUAACCACAGGCUCAGAACCUACGCUGGGCGACCCCAACAUCUCCUGGCCAAUCGAGCGCAUCCCACGCCCUACCCCAGCCGAAGAAUGGCACCCAUCUUCCCUGAUCCCGGGCCGACGCGAUAGCACCACCUCCGCCGAGUCCGACACCACAGACGCAGACGCAGACACCCACCCCUCAAACUACCCAAAGGGCACGAAAUCACUUUCCGGAAUCUCCCUACGCGCUUUUCUCCUCGGCUCAUCCCUCGGCCUUACUGGCACACUCACUAUCCUCCUAUGCACCGUCUUCCCUACACCCCUCUGGCGCGUUCCGUUCUUCAUCGCCUCGCUCAGUCUGUUCCAUUUCCUGGAGUUCUACAUCACGGCAACGUACAACCCGCGCGCGGCGGAUGUGAAAGCAUUCCUCCUUUCGAGUAACGGCUGGGCUUACAAUGUUGCGCACGGGUCCGCUGUCGUAGAAUGUAUUGUGGCGCACGUCUUCUGGCCUGAACAGUCUGCGCUGGGGAGAAUGUUCUCCGUUGGGCCUGUAUACGGGUCAUCUGUAUCGGUACUUUUGGUGGUUGGAUUGUUGCUUACGGGUGUUGGGCAGGCUGUGAGGUCUUUUGCUAUGUCGCAGGCGGCUAGCAAUUUUAAUCACCAUGUGCAGUCGGAGCAUAAGCGGGACCAUGUGCUUGUUACACAUGGGCUGUAUCGGUUUUUGCGGCAUCCGAGUUACUUUGGAUUCUUUUGGUGGGGUUUGGGGACGCAGUUGGUGCUUGGGAAUAUGGUUUGCUUUGUUGCGUAUUCGUUGGUGCUGUGGAAGUUCUUUUCUACUAGGAUUAAGCGUGAGUGA